This is a messenger RNA of Pristis pectinata (smalltooth sawfish), 4708 nucleotides long. RefSeq names its product major facilitator superfamily domain containing 4B (gene slc60a2b). The transcript is spliced from 4 exons. NCBI's taxonomy places the organism in Eukaryota, Metazoa, Chordata, Chondrichthyes, Rhinopristiformes, Pristidae. Gene Ontology annotation, biological process: transmembrane transport. Bases 109 to 1878 code for a protein of 589 amino acids. The record is from RefSeq and is a predicted model, not a curated record.
UGCGCGCUGCGGCUGAGGAGUCCAGGUCCGGAGCGAUGCGGGUUGUGGCGGGGGUCGGACGCUUGGUCCGGCCGGGCUGAGUGGUGCACAGACCGGACCGGAUCGGACAUGUCAGGCCGGAUGGGCGGCCCUUCGGCUGCGGGCAAGAAGCAGGUGCGGUUCGCGCGUCCCCUGCAGCAGCUGGCGGAGGAGGAGGAGGAUGCGGUGGAAGAGGAGGAGCAGACGCUGUGCGAGAAGCGGCCUCCCGGCGGCCGGCGCCGGCGGCUGGGCGGCGCGGACACCGGGGCCGAGCCCAGGCUGGUGGUGAUUCGCGGCGGCCGCUGGGCGGACACCCUGCUGCUUUGUGCCGCCUUCCUCGGGUUGGGGAUGGGCAUUGCUGUUUUGGGUCCUACUUUCAAAGAGUUGGCAAUUAAUGUCAACAGGAAUAUCAGUGAAAUCAGCUACAUCUUUGUGGGUCGCUCACUGGGCUACGUAGGGGGCUCGUUGGUUGGUGGGCUGCUGUUCGACUACAUGGAUCACCACUUGUUAAUGGGAAUUUCUAUGCUGAUGACUGCAGUGGGACUAUACAUUAUUCCAUGGUGUAUGAAGGCACCACUGUUGAUGGGACUAAUGUCCCUCAUUGGAAUCUCGAUGGGCAUAUUGGACACAGGUGGAAAUUUGCUAAUGUUGAUUACUUGGGGUAAGAAUGUCGGACCCUACAUACAGGCCCUACAUUUCAGUUUUGCUGUGGGUGCGUUUCUGACUCCAAUCCUGGCAAAGCCACUAUUGGGCAGCAUGCAAAAUGUCAUCAGUGACGGUGAGGAUGAUCCAUUGACCGACACCAGAAACAGCACUCAAAUUGGACUAUUGUACACUGUGAAAAUGGCUGUUCUGGGCUUCUCUCCUUUCGUCUGGACAUACCUGAUCAUUGGAAGCUUUGUUCUUCUGGUCUCCUUCUCAUUUUUCAUAAUUUAUUUAAAGUCUAGAGCAAAUCGAGGGAGAACUGAUGGUUCUUCGCAGGAGAAUCCAUUUGCAAGAUACCACAAUGCAAUUUUGGUCCUUCUCUUUCUCUUCUUCUUCUGGUAUGUAGGGGCUGAGGUGGCCUAUGGAUCCUACAUUUUUACCUACGCAAAAAACUUCAUUCAUAUGGGUGACAACCAAGCAGCAGGUUUAAACUCCUUGUUCUGGGGAGCCUUUGCUGCGGCAAGAGGUCUCGCAAUUAUAUUUGCAACAUGCCUUUAUCCUGGAACUAUGAUACUGCUCAGCAUUAUAGGCUGCACCAUUUCCUCCCUGGUUCUUACACUUUAUAAUACUAAUCACAUCUCUCUCUGGUUAGGCACUGGCCUUUAUGGAGCCUCAAUGGCCGCUACCUUCCCCAGUGGCAUUAGCUGGGUUAAGCAGUACACGGACACCACUGGAAGGUCAGCUGCUUUAUUUAUUUUUGGAGCUGCACUAGGUGAGAUGGUGGUUCCGGCUAUAGUGGGGUACCUUCAAGGGAUCAAUGCUGUCAACCAUUACCCUAUAUUAAUGCUGACUGCCUUGGUGACCUCCACAAUGACAGCCAUCCUGUUUCCUGUGAUGUACAAGCUGGCGACGUCUCCGAACAGUGCCAAACCACAGAGUGAAGAUCAAAAAGCUUUGUUGGGAUCAGGGAUAAAUGAGGAUGAUGACUGUGAUGAUGAUGUUCCUGAAGAAUGGAAUGAUGCAGAUUUUGAAGUCAUCGAAAUGAGUGAUGUAAAGGAUGGCACAGACAAGAACCCAGUAGGAAAUGCAUCAGGAAAGACGAAGGAACAGUCCUCUCCCGAACGAAUGUCUUUUUCUUCUGUUCCCUCCCCUGCAUAUCUAGGUGGCUCUCCAAAAAAGAGACUGCUCACCUUGGAAAGAGAAAAGAAUGAUUGAACACGUGUACAAGAAAGCUUUUUGUCCAUCAGCACAAGGCACCACAGAAGAAUUAUUGGUAUCUUUAGAUCAAUUAAUAUAAAUAUUUGAUUUUUGUGUCCUUGGAAGGAAAGUCUGAAACUGUGAAUGUGUAAAGAAGUUGCUUGUAAUUUUGUGGUUAUCAUUAGACUAAAUUAGCAUAAUUAUUGCGUUUUUUUUUAAAAAUGCUGGAAAAGGUUUUAAAUAUUUGCAUGGCAAUUUGAUGCUUCUGUAGAAGUUUGUGAGUUGUCUUAUGCUAUCUCUAGCAAGUUGAUUUUAGGGAUGGGAUAUCACUGAUAAUCCAGAUGAGAAAACUAGAUUUGAACUACAAUCUUCACGAAGAUAACAGGUACUUGUCACCUGGCUGAGGAAUCAUACAUAGUAUCAUAUGGGGAAUGUAUUAAUUCUGGUGCCCAUGGUUGUUGUAGGGGUGGAAUCUCAAUGUAUGGCUGUGCAUUUGAGAGGAGGUUGAGUGUAAAAAUGCCAUUGAGUGGUAGGACCUGGAUUUUGACGAGAUUGCUGUCCAUGUAUUUGCAAUGUACCAAAAGUUUGCAAAAAAUAUUUUGUGAUAUUAGUAAAAUUUGCAAAGUAACACUCCAUAAAUUAGCUAGAUUGUCAAAAUGUGAAUGUGCAUUUUCAAGCAGUCUGAUACUACAGUUAUAGCUGUAAUACACUAACCUGUAAUACACUAACCUGUAAUACACUAACCUGUAUUUUUAUCUAGAGGAAGAGGGGAAAUUCUUCAUUUCUGGGCUAGAAACUGAAACACGUUGAUUAUUUUUCUAUGUCCAUUGAAAAUAAACCAAUAAUUUUAUAAAUGAUUGGAUUAAAAUUAAACUGCUAUGGUUAAGAGAAAUUGUUCAUUGUGCUUUGAAUUCUGGUUACUGAUAUUUCCCAUGGUAUUAUCUUAUUCCAGUACCACACUGAAAAACAGAAUUUGUAGGUAAAUUCUGUUUUAUUAGUUUAGUUUGUGAGCAGGCCAAUCUAAUUGUGAUAGCUAAUUAUUGGGAUUUUGAGAGGAAUAUUUGGGUAAUUCCCUAGGACAGGUCAUAGCUUCAUCCCCAGCUACUUUGUAACUGUGAUGAGGGCUUCUGCCUGCAACCCCCCCCCCAGGCUGCGUGUUCCAUUACUUGUAGGUUUUCCUACAGGCUGUAAACUUGAAAGUAAGUCAAUGGCAUAUAGCCAACUUUAAUGAAAUGUCAACUACUUGAUAUUUUACAACAAAUUGAAUUGCUGUUGUGAGUACCUGUUUGCGUACAAUUGUGCUGAAACAGUAAAAUAUGGUCUUCAAUAUUCCAGAUCAAUAUUAGCCAAAAUUAUGACUUUAUAAAACACAAAAUUAGUUUCAGAAUUAGGGUUCCAAUUGCAGUGGUUUGAAGAAAAUGUACUCUCCCUAGAGCCAAGGGACUUUUGGUGCUUUAAAAAUACAUUUGCAGGAAGCCUCACAACAGCCAAAAGCCUUUUUAUGCCUUUUUGAAAAGGCUUGUACAAAAAUGGAGCUAAUGAUGAAGGCUGUCAGAUUAAGCUCUGUUUAAGGGUCGUUAACAUUAACUGGUUCUCUCCACAGAUGUUGCCUAACUGGAGUAUUUCCAAACAGUAAUUUUGUUUGAGAUUUCCAGUAUCUGCGGUUGUGCUUUUAAACUAUUUGUCCUGACUGCCCUAUGAUAUGCCUGUAGCUUGGAGGACUGGUAACAGUGAUUCUGGGCAUUUUAAGACUAAGUACUGUGUCAUUGACAGUAACAUAUAGGUGAUUGUGGAUGAAAUCACUUGGUAUUAGACUUGCCUCAUUGUAGUUGGAAGAAAUAAUUGCAUUAAACCUCAAAAUAAAUUUAUUUGGGGAGAGCUGGGCUGGGGACAGUUGAAUUGGGGGUGGGGGGGAAAGGAAAGAGAGGUGAAGAGUGCUUAUUGGAUCACCAGGUGUUGAAUCCAAAACGAUUUCAUUGGAACUUGCUACUUUUUAAGAUGGCUAUUGUUCAUAUAUCUUGAUGUGGUGCUUGAUGGCUAUCUAGCAGUUCUAUGUAGCAACAGUGUUUGUUUCACAGGCAAUCAAUACAAUACAUUUUGAGACAUUAGAGAAUUUACUAAUGAGGGAUGCUACUUAUCUCUCAAUGGAUUAAUAAAGCAUCAAUUCUUUAAUGUAUGCAUUUGGGUUGUAAUUCACACUCUGCACAAUGUAGUAAUUAGCUAUGUACUCAGGGCUGGAAAUGAUUAGACAACCUCUGUGGUUCAGUUACUAGCAUUGACUGAAGUCCCACUCCAGAGGGUCAAAGAAAAUCCAGGCUGCCUUGCUGUUACACUACAUGGCUGUCUUUCAGAUGAGAGAUGCUCUCUGCAGCAGGGCUUUCUCAGAAAGAUUUCUCUCAAAUGGAGUCCAUCUAUCCCUGUUGGUAUUUAUUCCUGCAUUAACAGAUUCUGCUUACAAUAUUGUGGAAGCAUGUGCACAAAAUUGCAGCCAAUAACAAAACUUCAUGUGUACAGAAAAAUGGAACUAAUGUAAACUGCUUUAUUUCUGGCACUGUAAACAGAACCUAAUCUCUCUACUCACCACCUCCUUUUGCUAAGAUACCCUUAAAGAGCUGCCUUUUCCAGCAUUUAAUAACUUGUUAAAAUGUUAAAGUAUGCAGCAGGAGAGAUGGAACAGCUGCCAUUUCACAGGUUGCCAGUUUGGCACAGGAUAACCAAACUUGUUUCACCAGUAUCUCCUGUACAUAACCUGCUCUUCCACUUCCCUUGUCUGUGGUGAAAGCCCAACAUUCUCUUUAAUGUAUUUAGGGCUAGCCAAUUAAAAAAUAGCUUUGGUGCUGUUAGCAUA